Messenger RNA from Trachemys scripta elegans, 2071 nucleotides. RefSeq names its product choline kinase beta (gene CHKB). Gene Ontology annotation, cellular component: cytoplasm. Gene Ontology annotation, biological process: CDP-choline pathway; phosphatidylethanolamine biosynthetic process. NCBI's taxonomy places the organism in Eukaryota, Metazoa, Chordata, Testudines, Emydidae. Gene Ontology annotation, molecular function: choline kinase activity; ethanolamine kinase activity. The record is from RefSeq and is a predicted model, not a curated record.
GGCGGCAGAGCCGGCGAUGGAGGCGGCGGGGCCGGGGCCCGGCGCGCGGGGCCCGGGCGAUGGCGAGUGCGCGGUGCCCAGCUCCCCCCGCGGCGCCGCCGUGCCCGACCGCACCCGGCUCCGGGCCUUCCUGUGGUGCCGCGAGUUCCUGGCCGGCUCCUGGAAGCUGAUCGCGCCCGAGGAGUUCGGCAUCAGCCCGGUCAGCGGGGGGCUCAGCAACCUGCUGUACAAGUGCAGCCUCCCGGACCACGUCCUGAGCGUGGGCGAUGAGCCUCGGCAGGUGCUGCUGCGCGUCUACGGGGCCAUUCUGCAGGGCGUGGACUCGCUGGUGCUGGAGAGCGUGAUGUUUGCCAUCCUGGCAGAGCGGACGCUGGGGCCACGGCUCUAUGGGGUCUUUCCCCAGGGGCGCCUGGAGCAAUACAUUCCGAGCCGGCGUCUGCGCACGGAGGACCUGCAGGACCCCGACAUCUCCAGGGAGAUAGCGAUGAAGAUGUCCCGCUUCCACGGCAUGGUGAUGCCCUUCAACAAGGAGCCCAAGUGGCUGUUUGGGACCAUGGAACGGUACCUGAAGCAGAUUGCCGAGCUCACCUUCCCCCAGGAAGCCCAGCGGAAGAAGUUCAACCAGCUCAAAGCCUAUAACCUGCAGAAGGAAAUGGGGAGCCUCAGGGAGCUGCUGGAGUCCACGCCGUCCCCUGUGGUCUUCUGCCACAAUGACGUGCAGGAAGGGAACAUCCUGCUGCUGGCUGGGCGGGAGUCACACCCCACUGACAAGCUGAUGCUGAUUGACUUUGAAUACAGCAGCUACAACUACAGCUGCACUUCAUCCAGCACUACCUGUGGGAGGACUCGGGGCGGUGCGGGGACACCACGCAUGAGGAGCAGGCCCGCAUCGAGGAGGAGAUGCUCACUGAGAUCGGCCGGUUUGCUCUGGCCUCUCACUUCUUUUGGGGCCUCUGGUCCAUCCUGCAGGCGAAGAUCUCCACCAUUGAGUUCGGCUACCUGGAUUACGCGCAGUGCCGUUUCGAGGCCUACUUCCAGCAGAAGGCGCAGUGCCCGUGACCAGCCCGGCUCUGUCUGCCCCACACUCGCCUGCCUCCUGCAUCAGGCUGCCAGGCUGCAGAUGGAGCAGCGGAGUGGCUCCUCCCCGCCAAAGGGACAGCAGCUGGCAAGGAACCCAAGGGACCAAUGCCCCCAGACCAGCCUCCCUUGCUGUGGUGGGUGGGGGGCUGCCCUGGCUGGCCAGUGAGCGGGGGUGGGGUCUGGGCGGGAAACGGUUAAUGUUCCGGUGUGGGGAGUGAAUGCAGGGACUGCCCUCCCCCAAUGGGUGUGAGGAUCCCCACCCCCUCCAGGGGGGCUGUGUGGGGCCGGCUCUCCCCACUGCCCAGUGUCAGAUGUCUCUGUGUGGCCAUGGGGGUCCCACUGAGCAGGGCGGCUGCAGCCUCGGCCCCCUCCCUGGGGCAGGAGGGGCCCGGCUCCCCUGGUUCCCUGCGAGUGCACUGGGGGCUGUGCGCUGGGCCUGCGCGCUGGGAGCUGAAUGUGCCACACGUGCGUCUGCCUCUGUCCCUGUGUCUCUGCCUCCCCUGGCCUGCGGCGCUGCCCAGCUCUGCCGCCCCAGUGCCCUUCCUGCCUGCCGAUGUGACCUGGGAUCCCCUGGGGCUCAGCGAGUGUGGGCUGCAGGGGGAGACCUGCAUGCUCUGCCCCUGCCCCCUGCCGGGCCCCUCCUGCUGGCCCCUUUUCUGGAGAAGCAGGGGGCGUUUGUAGGGCUGCUGCCCCCGCAGGCAGUGCUGGCCUGGCUCCAGCGCCUCUCACGCUGCUGGGAAUGGGGGGGUGGGCUCUAGCGGGGUGUCCCCUGCUCCGGCUGGGGGAGUGGGUGGGGGCCGUCUCCCACAGCCCUGCCCCAAAGCUCCUCCCUGCCUGGGCCCCGUGGCCGGGGCUCUGCACUUGCUUUCCCUGCCAGUCCCCAGAGCCUGCUGCUGCCGCCCCCUCGGAACCGGGCCCCUGGCAGGGCCCUCCACUGCCUAGCGAUGGACUGUGAACUCUGCACUCAGACCAAUAAAUGCCUGGCACUGUC